Messenger RNA from Dicrocoelium dendriticum, 6237 nucleotides. Lineage: Eukaryota; Metazoa; Platyhelminthes; Trematoda; Plagiorchiida; Dicrocoeliidae. The record is from the annotation of a GenBank genome assembly.
CCACACUAAAACCAGUCAAACCGUAUGUCUUUUCGCACUUAGACGAAACAGGUUGUCGUUAAAAAAAAAUCUGAUCUGUUUAGCUAAUGCACAACGAAUAAACACGAUGACAAACAAGCGAGCCUGUAAGUGGUGAAUGCUCGAUGAUGUAAAGUUAGUGAAACACUAAUAUCGUGUAUGGUGAAUGCUCAGAGACACCACUGGAAUUGUGUACACCAGUUGUGCGAAUAUGUUGUUCUUACUUCUCCCCUGCAUAUCCUUGCAGGUUUUUGCUCUCGCUAACACCACGAAUUAUGAGGCUUAUGUUAUACUACCACAUAAUUUGUUUGUGGAGCAUGAGAACCUAAUAUUGAUCAGAACCACAAAUGCUGCAUCCACCGUACACACAAAGACAGUCAUUCCGGACUUGUCGAAUGCCACCGUAGACGAUCGAGUUGACCAAAUCGUCUACCUGCCUGACGGCACCUCUGGAGUGGAUAUACCCUACACACCUCGAGUGUUGCCUUUUCCUAAUACUGCCAUGGAAGUGGCACUUUGGUUCACAGUUCAUUUUUGUCUGAACCAAAAUUGUGAUAAUGUAUUGAGAAAGACCCUGACCGGACAUGCGAAUAUUAUACGGAGAGAGGUGGCGAUUCUUGGCGAAGCAGAGAGAGAUGUGUACCAUUCUGAGGAGACAGUUAGAUUUAGCUUCAUUGCGCUGCCGCCGCACAUCGUUAUGUCGCUGCCACACGCGGUCGAGUAUCCUCCCAUCAAAUUCGGUUAUGAUGAGAAUGGACAACCGUAUUUGAGUGAGUUUACAGCGGAAGAAGCAGCCAAUAUGACAGAGAUUUUGUUCCAUGAAAUCGAAGUUCUUGAUUCUCGUGGUAUGUUUAUGCACCGAUGGGUAAGCGUCUCUCCGAGAAUUGCCCUCAACAUGACGUACACUCCACCCUCAAAAGCUAUCAGUGGAAAGUGGAUGAUAAUUGCUAGAAUACGUUUUGAGUUCAAAAUGAUCUCAUUUACUGUUGUUGGACAUUCGCGACCCAGUUAUAACAUUAAUAUCCGCCUACCAGAACAUGAAGUGACCUACGACACACCUUUGAUACCCGUGACCGUGUGUGUCAGCCAUGUGGAUGGAAGACCCGCGUACGGAAAACUGGAUAUCAGCGUUUGCGUAUGCAGUGCACAUGCGGAUGGACGUAUUCUCAAAGGUCAUGCAGAGGACCCAGUAGGACAGAGGAUAUGCAGGAGCGUAUUGCCUCCAUACGUACCGCGCCCAUGUGCUCACGUUCAGACAUUUGUGCCAUCCAGUGGCUGCUACUCAGGGAACGUUUCAUCAGCCUCUUUAAACUAUGCUGACCCUGCUCAUCCAGUAUGGCAUCAAAGAUUAGUAAUUUGUGCAAAACUGAGAGAAGUAAUCACUAACACUUCCAUGGAAAAUUGCAAGGUCGGAAACGAAAUGUAUUGGAAGACCCCAGUAGUUAAUCUUGAGUUGCCAAGUGAGUUUCAGUAUGGGCUACCUAUCUGGGGGUAUGUUAAAUUCGAUCAUCCCACGAAUGCAUCCGGUGCACGGAUUCAAAUUAAGGCAAACGAAAUAGACGAAUGUGAGUACAGUGUACCCAAUACCAGAGCUAGCUAUCGUCACACAGAUUUGUUGCGUACAGACAAAGAUGGCCGAGCUGUAUUUGUACUGAAACCGAUAGUGUCGAACAAACCAAUCAAAGUUGCGGCCAUUUAUUCCAUCGAAGGUAACCAACGGUUGAGUUAUAUGGAAUCGUGGCCACCCAGACCGGAUACAACGUAUGCAGGUGACUUCGUGACCUUGCGUCCUUGGCUAAAUGGACAACGUAUCUCGAUGCAAAUGUGGCCACCAGGUAGGCCAAUACGUGCCACAUGCUCAGGUCUAGUGAACUUCGGAAUUAUUGCCAACACACGCUUAUCUAACAAGACCAUGUACGUACACUCAGUGAUUAGAGGGAAGGUUGUCCGGUGGAGAAUCCAGCCGAGUGUUAUUAAUGAAUUGCCUUGUCACGACCAAGAUGGUGCACUUGGACAUUACAUUUGUCUGCAACCCAAUGGAAACGCAGUGCAGUGCCUUCCGGGUUGGACAGGUCUUGACUGCCUCCUGCCUAUUUGUACUCCUGAUUGUCAUCCCCGCGGUGGAUACUGUGAACAACCAUAUCAAUGUGAGUGUUUCCCAUACUGGACUGGUCGCAAUUGCAACAUCUGCACGGCAAGAAAUAAAAGCAUGUGCAAUGGAAAUGGAGGAAGUUUAUUGGGGAUUUCACAAGAAGAGGCUUCCAACUCAACAGAAAAUGUCGAAGCGGAGGAUGAACGAAGUACUGAUGUAGAGAAUGACCUUGAACUCGACAGCGGUACGCUCGUGCAAUCUACUCGGACGCUUUAUCAAGCGGAAAUAUCGUUUUUUGUCGGCAGUUCUUGGCGCCCUAAACUUGUUGCAGUGAUGUACUUCGUUGAUCGCACGGAUUCUGGUAACAGCUUGGUGUCCAUGCCUAUUGAACUAACGAACCAGUCUAUCUGUUCCAGUGAGUCAACUGGUAAGCAGCGUGGAUUUGGGUUGACAGGCUUGUGGUUCGAUCGCCAGACAGCAUCACCUGGGCAAAAUGUACAAUUGAUAAUCAUCCCACAGGGGGCGGACAACACUUCAACCGGAGGGCUUUACAAAAACGAAGACCAGUUAGCAGAUCAGCUAUGUUUCCUUCAAAUAAGCCCAGCCGUAACAAAAGAGCCCUCUAAUAUUAUUUCAUCUCCUGUCACUCACUUCAUUUAUCCCAAUUGGCAUGUUGGUGAUACAGUCGCAAAUCACUUUUCCAAUGCGAAGUUGACACAUCUGUCCACCGUUAACGAGCAGUUCUCACAAGAAGAAAGUACGGUCUGCCACGGUGGCAGCGUAGAGAAUGUUCCGGUGUGGAAGAACGCCCUUCUAACAUCCUCUCUCCCAUUUCCCGCUGACGUUUGGAGUGGCAGCACUCAGGAUUCAAUAAAUGCUGACCAGGUGGGGAUGCAUUUACCCGACGCGUGGGUAUUGGAUAUUUUACCGGUUACAACGCUUCGACAACCGAGUGGAUUCCUUGUGUAUGGAUCACAUGCCAGCCUGUUGGCACCAAGUGCUACCAUGACUUGGCGGGCAUCAGUCUUUUGCACUACUAAAGGCAACGGCGUGUGGAUUCCGUCACCGACGCUCUUGACUGUCCAACCACCUGUACAAAUAAGUCUCAACCUACCAAGUCGAAUGAAGCGUGGCGAAAUUGUCUACUCUUCCUUGAGGCUAGCCGUCCCGGCACGCGGGCCCAAAUGCAUUGCAUUACAUGUAAGUAGUGAAAUUAAUGAAACGGAUUGGAAGCUAAUGGGACCAAAAGCGUAUAGCGGAUGUUUAGGAGCUGGGGAAAACCUCACUAUCCCCUCACAGUUACUCGCACUUCGAGUAGGAUUGAUGAAUUACACAGUAGGUAUUCGAGUCAUUCCUGAAAGUGCGGUAUGCACAAGCUUGUAUGGAAUCCGUCCAAACAAAUCGGAUUCUUUUAUAUUCAACAAGCUAGUUUCGCAACAAAUUCACGUGGAAGCAGAAGGAGUGGCGAAUACUAUGCUUGCCAGUGAAGCACUUUGUCCGCCUUCACCGAACAAAGUGGUUAAACGCUCUUUUCAAUUUGUUGUACCCAGCACUGCUGUACCGCAGUCCAUACGCGUUAGUUUACUUUACUCGACUGACCUAGCUGGUCUCAACUUGCGCUCCAUUGACCCUCCCCACUUGAUGCAUGAUCUGUCAUGGAGGGACGUUCCAGCUCUGCUAGCAACCAGUCUAUACGCUCUGGAAUUAUGUCAAAUCAACCACCAUGAGGAUACAAGUCAGCUGGACUAUCUACGACGUUGUGCCAGAAGUCAGGUGACCAGUAUUUCUCAAUGGUUAUUAGAACGAUGUUUAAUCAGUGAGUCCGUUAUUCCCAUUUGUGCCAUUCGAGACCAAUCUAGCCUUUGGUUUGCGGCUAUAAUACUUCGGACCUUCGCUAAAGUUGCUAAAAUCGAACACCACCUGCCUGUUGACUGGAAAACAACAAAUAACAAGUUAGUAGCGUACUUGGAGUCAUUUAUAAGUAUCAAUGAACCUGGUUGUCUUGCAAUCGCGGCCAUUUUUCAUAAGCAGCAGCAUCCUAAUUCAUCUGUGCAUGAUGCUCUAAAACUCACUGCACAGAUCCUCCAAGCCUUUCAUGAGGUGAUAGACACGAAAGCUGAGGAGGAACCCAGGGAGUUGGAAAGAAACAUUACCAGAGUAUGGAGUUGUUUUAAGCACCAGUUGACUGCCCUUCAGAGAUCACAAAACGAUACCUUAUCGAUGUCCCCGUAUGACAUUGCCCUGUUUGCAUACACAGUCAGUCUGUUUGAAUCGUCUGGUCCGCUUAGCAAGCUACUGCAAAGUAGCGUGAGGCGCCGCCGACGUUCGUUGCUGUCUCCGGGAGCUGACGUGCAUAGAUUUUGGUUGGCCCGACCCAAUGAAAAAAUAUCACUGGGCUACUCGGUGACUGCUGCAGAUAUUGAGACAACCUCAUAUGCUUAUUUGGCACUGAGACAGGGCAAUGAAUCCAUAAACCAACUGCUUUCCACCUUUCGAUGGCUAGUUACACAACAGACAGUCAACGGCUGGUUUUCAUCCACGCCUGCUACCGUUCUCGGUCUGGAGGUACUAAUGGAUGGCCUGAAACAUCUGUUAUCUAAUCAACCCGACAGCAAACUGGCCCCUGCUGCGGUUUCAGUUUCCAUUAAUUCACUCAAUUACACUCACUUCGAAUGGUUGACUGACCACAGUGUCGGCUCGUUCAAGACAUUGAUGGUACGACCCAACGCAGUAGCUGAACGUCUUGAUAUUCAGUGGGAGUUAGACGUGAGCAAUAGCCAAGCCACCAACUGUCUGUUUCUGCAAACUAUUGUCAGUUUUCACAUACCGGAACGAAACACAUCAUUAAUAUCGACGUAUUCCAUCACGGUGAAUACAAGUCGGAGGGGUGAACUACCGGCAGAUACGUGUAGGUUCGCUGACCUAGAUAUUUGUAUAGUAGCUUCCCCAGAUUCGAGCACGCAUAUUUUCCCGAAAACAUUUGUAACUGAGGUCCACCUGAUCACGGGAUGGGAGCCGGUGCGGCAUGCCGUUCUGCAGCGUAUCAGCACACAAACAAGAGGUUCGUUUGACGUGAUUAUCGAACAGGAUCAUCCCACUAUUUUAUUGUACUUUGACGGAUUCACUCCAGACGAGGCUUUGUUGGCUGGUGGUUGGGCUUCUGUGAGCCGAUGUUUCACCAUACAAAUGGAACAAAAGUUUCCGGUGCGAAAUGUAAGACCUGGAGUCAUACGAGUCUUAGAUGCAGUGGAUCCCAAAACAUUUGUCUCGGCAACUUACUCGUUCGCUCCAUGCGAAUCGAUGAUCCGAACCAAUGAAUGCUCACGAAAUACGUCUAGUAAGAAUGAAUCUGAAGCAAUUCAGAGCAGUGAAGUGGCAGGUGUUAGGAAUGCCACAUGUCCGAUCUGCACCCUGACGAAAGACACAUAUAAACCGUUUUUACGGUUGCUGAUCUCCUCAUUGUGUACCACAUCCUCGGAAAAUGUCUUGAUACUGCAAAUUCACGAAGAACACGAUGGAUUAAUCAAAGCCACUGUGAACACGGUUACACCAUGUGGUCUCAUCACGAGUCAAAACGUCACUAUGAGCAUGAAGUUGAACUCCUCUUGCAAUUGCACGCGGGACGAAAACACAAAGACCUUCGCGUUAUUUGCUGCCGGUGCUUUGCGAAUGGAUCUAGACAGAUCAGUCGGGCAACUUCAUCUAAAUCAAUCAACAGUAUAUAUGUUGCCCUUUCGGAACUUAAGUCCCGUGCUGUAUGCUCUUGUGAAACGUCUUCGUGACGGAAGGACUAAGGUAAAAGACUGCUACGGUGAGUCAAGUUGUAAAAGACUACUGUCUCUAUAUCGACAUAUCCAGAAUCCGGAAUACUGGUAACGUACUAUUUAUUUCUCUUUUGAUUCAUUAUAGAUUAUACAGCCCCUUUUUGACCGUGUCAGCAGUUGUUGCAAUCAAAUGUAUUUCAUAAAAAUCCCUUUAAUUCGGUUGAAUAGUUGAGUUAAUGCUAGUCGCAGGCAUGUCGGGCUUGCAAGUGUGGUGCCAAAGCAUCGAAUGUUGGGCUUUGUGUAUUACCGCUUAUGGGAAGACUAAGCAGUAUCCCGAUGCACCCAAUUUGCUCCAGUGCGCAU